This is a messenger RNA of Paralichthys olivaceus (Japanese flounder), 1293 nucleotides long. Lineage: Eukaryota; Metazoa; Chordata; Actinopteri; Pleuronectiformes; Paralichthyidae. The record is from RefSeq and is a predicted model, not a curated record.
UUACAUGCAGGCAGGAGUUCAGUCAUGGCCGUUUCUUGACAUUUAACGCUUUCGACUCUGUCCUCGAGCAUGAAGUCAAAAUAGAUUAGCGAGGAGAAUGGAGGUAUUUCCACAGUUAAACUGGAUGGUGUCAUAAUAAUCUGACAUGUCGUAUUUUUGUGUAAGGCUGCACUAGCCAAGCUAACUUAGCCAACUGCUAAGCGGUGGUGGGUGUUUAAUCGGGAGCUUGAUAACAACAAUAACACUCACAUCGCCUUGUACAAUGGUGGUGGAGGUGGAAAGCUUUUUCGGUGUCUACAUGCUUUACUGCACAAAUCCCAAAUUCAAAGGUCGCAUCUACAUCGGCUUCACUGUGAACCCCGAGCGGAGGAUCGGGCAGCACAACGCCGGGAGGCACAAAGGCGGAGCGAAGAGGACCAGCGGCAGGGGACCAUGGGAGAUGGUCCUGAUCAUCCACGGCUUCCCCUCGGACAUCGCUGCCCUCAGGUUUGAGUGGGCUUGGCAACACCCCCACUCCUCCAGGCGACUCUCCCAUGUCUCCCGGCGCUCCAAAAAAGAGUCGAGUCUGCAGUUCCACUGGCGCGUCCUCUCCAACAUGCUGCAGGUGGCGCCGUGGAACCGGCUUCCGCUGACGGCCCGCUGGCUCAAGCAGGAGUACAGGAUGGACUUUGAGCCCAGCCUGCAGCCCCCCCUGCACAUCCCCAUCGCUUUUGGCAGCGUGAGAGCCAAGAAGACUCAGCAACAGCAGCCUGUGGGGGAGGAGGUGGAAGACGUGUCCAGAUGUUUUCUCUGCAAAGGCUUAGUCAAGGUAUCAGAAAAGCUCAGCUGUUUCCGCCCGUCCUGUGGAAUGAGCAGUCAUGAGAUCUGCCUCGCCAAACAUUUCCUGAAGCGUGAACCGUCGCACCUCCUGCCUGUGGAGGGAGACUGUCCAGCGUGUCGCCACUCGGUGCUGUGGGGGAGCCUCAUUCGUCAUAAACGCGGCUGCUUCGGAGACCUGGAGGAGAUCACGGCAUCUGCAUCCCAAUCCUUGGACUUUCCACAGAGUCACUGGGCAGAUGAACUGCAGCUAUGAGAGAGCGGAGUCUGCGAAACUGAGCCCUGGUGAAGUGCGGUGUCAGAUAAUGAUGUGGAUUAUUUUAAAUGGGAUUUAAUGAAUAAUAAUGAAGACAGACUGGAUGCUUUUUUUACGUCAAUCAAUCUGAUCAUGUGUUUUAACUAUGAGUUUAAUGUAUUAAAUAUUUGUGGUGGUAAAAAACGUAUGUGACAAAUAAAAUAAAAAGUUGUAUAUAUGUA